AUGGGUUCCAACGCUGGCUUGACAGCGGAUCAAAUCAAUCUGAUCAAGGCCACUGUGCCCACUCUUGCCGAGCACGGCAACUCCAUCACAUCCGUGUUCUAUAAAAACCUUCUCGAUGAAAAUCCAUCCUUGAACAGCAUCUUUAACAUCCCAAAUCAAGUCAACGGCCAUCAACCGCGAGCCUUGGCCGAUGCACUAUACGCAUACGCCGCGCACAUCGACGACCUGACAGCAUUGAGCUCCGCUGUGGAGCUGAUCUGCAACAAACAUGCAUCCCUCUACGUCCAACCCGAGCAUUACUCGGUCGUCGCCAAAUAUCUCCUCGAAGCAAUGGGCCAAGUACUCGGCGACGCACUGACCCCGGAAAUCAAGGACGCCUGGGCGACCGCCUACUGGCAACUCGCAGAUCUGAUGAUCGCGCGCGAGAAGCAGAUGUACCGGCAGGGUGAAGGCUGGUCCGACUGGCGCGAGUUCAAAAUCGCAGAUAAAGUGAAAGAGUCCGAUGAGAUUACUUCCUUUUACCUCGCGCCAGUCGAUGGCAAACCGUUGCCUGCCUUCCGUCCCGGCCAAUAUAUCUCGGUCCAGGUAUAUGUCCCCGAACUCAAGUACAUCCAGCCGCGGCAGUACUCCCUCAGCGAUAAACCAUCGCCAGAUUACUACCGCAUCAGCGUGAAGAAAGAGACGGGAAUCGACACUACAGACCCGGGUGCAGCCGCUUACCCAGGCUAUGUAUCGAACUUGUUACACGACACAUUCAGGAAGGGUGACACGAUCAAAGUGUCCCACCCACGCGGCGACUUCUUCCUCCCAGAGACCGAGGACAACUCUCCAAACCCAAUCGUGCUCAUCUCCGCUGGAGUCGGUUUGACUCCGCUGACCUCGAUUCUCAACACAUUGACCUCGACCUCAACAACCCGCAAAAUGCAUUUCAUCCACGGCGCCCGUACAUCAUCCGCGCGAGCAUUCAAAGACUACAUCUCCACACUAUCGUCCCAAUAUCCCAACCUUCAAAAAACGUUCUUCACAAGCCAACCAUCCUCGUCCGAGAAGGAAGGUGAAGACUACACUUUUGACGGACGCGUCGACCUGAAUAAGCUGGACUCGAAGGACCUAUUCCUCGACAACCCAGGGACCGAGUACUACAUUUGCGGACCGGAGAAGUUCAUGACAGACAUGGAAUCAAGUCUACAGGCGCAGGGCGUUCCCGCUGGCCGGAUCAAGAUGGAGCUGUUCGGGACUGGUGGUGUUGUUGCAAAGUAG
This is a messenger RNA of Penicillium cinerascens, 1260 nucleotides long. RefSeq names its product flavohemoprotein (gene fhpA). Gene Ontology annotation, biological process: cellular response to nitrosative stress; nitric oxide catabolic process. Gene Ontology annotation, cellular component: intracellular anatomical structure. Bases 1 to 1260 code for a protein of 419 amino acids. The record is from RefSeq and is a predicted model, not a curated record. NCBI's taxonomy places the organism in Eukaryota, Fungi, Ascomycota, Eurotiomycetes, Eurotiales, Aspergillaceae. Gene Ontology annotation, molecular function: heme binding; nitric oxide dioxygenase [NAD(P)H] activity; FAD binding. The transcript has a single exon.